AUGAAGACUGUUCUAAUCUUAUCUGUUGUUGCUGUCGUCGUUUCAGCAGAAGCGCCUCUUUCUAAAAGUUACCUGCCCCCACCUCCAGGAGGUCGCGUUGGUUACAAUCAAGCAGCACUAUCGGGCCCCGCUUUUCAACCCGGGUCUGCUCCACAAAUUAUUGCAGCUAGAAACUUGGACAUCCCAGGAGUAACUAAUGGGUUUGAAAGAAGCGGUUCCCAUGGCCAAACAGUAGCCAGGUUCACUGCAAACCAAGAACAUGGAUAUAAUCCAGGUAGCCCUCUAUCCAGAAAUGGUUUGGAAGGAACAGGCGAACCAGCGAACUACAAUUUUGGAUACAUGGUGAAUGACGUCAUUGAAGGAACGGAUUUCGGCCAUCGUGAGGAGCGUCAAGAGGAAAUAGCACAAGGAGAAUACCAUGUUGUGUUGCCAGAUGGCAGAAAACAGACCGUAAGUUACAAGGCAGAUGAACGCGGCUUUAAACCUCAAAUUUCCUAUAGAGAAACAGAAGAUCUCAGCGGAGGUUACGAUGCAAACGCCAACAGUCGUAGUCAUGACAACGGCUUCAGCGGCCAUGACAGCAGCUUCGGUAGCCAUGGCAACGGAUAUAAUGGUGGGAAUGGUAACCAUGGCAACGCUCGUAACGGUUACUAA
Molecule: messenger RNA, 654 nt
Organism: Leptosia nina
Lineage: Eukaryota; Metazoa; Arthropoda; Insecta; Lepidoptera; Pieridae
Source: the annotation of a GenBank genome assembly